CGCAACUAAGAAACAGGAAGGGACUCAUCGUUUAGUAAGCCAUCUCCCAUGCGCUGAAUGUGCCUUUCCUUUGAGUUUAGCCGUGUCUGACCAUCAUAUAGCAAAGAAACAUCAUACAGAUUGGUCGUGCAAAAAAAGUAACAAAUAUAUAUCAGGAAUCAAAAUUUAACAGAGCAGUGAACAGUCACGUUUGAAAUUUAUCAGCAAUAUGAAACGAGAAGACCAAAUCGAGCCGUUACUACAUAAUAACGGCGAACAGAAGCAAAAUUUUGGAAGCAUAAACGAGCAUCGUGGAAACGGCUGCGAAAACAGAAAUACGAAAAACGCUAAAAAACACGAGAACAUGCCAACACAAACACGCACAGUAUCUCAGGUCUAUGGGACUUGGGUCAGGCCUUUGAUCGCCGAGUACUUCGGGCAACUUAUAUUUGCGUUCAUUCACUGCUCAACAGUAAACACAAUGAAGGCAACGGCGCUUUCGGCAGAUUCUCCAAUCCCUUUACUCCCUGCUAUCAGUGAUGGUUUCGUGGUGGCCAUUCUGGUAAUAACUAUCGGACACAUAAGUGGAGCACAUGUCAAUUUCGCUGUCACUACAGCUGUAUUUAUAGGAGGCGGCAUCAAACUACCGAUGGUACCUCUCUACUUUAUCGCACAAAUGCUUGGCUCCCUAACCGGGGCCGCACUUGCUUAUAUUUGCAAUGGAAGCGUGUCCUUCGGCGAGUUCGGGCUUGGCGCGGGGGUUACUGUUGGUCAAGGAGUUCUAAUGGAAGUAGUCCUCAGUGCUCUGCUAACCUUGGCUGUCUUGCUUGCCGCAGUCGAGCUAAGCUCCGUAAACGCCGCUUUCGCUAUCGGGUUUUCGAUCCUUAUUGACAUUUUGGCGGGAUUCAACAUAUCCGGAGCUUGCAUGAACCCGACUCUGAGUUUUGGUCCAGCCGUUGUAUCAGGCAAGUGGACAAACUAUUGGAUUUAUUGGGUUGGUCCUAUUCUUGGCGCUUUCGUUUCUGGGACUGUUUUCAGGCUUUUCCUUGGGACAGAGGCUCGUUUACUUUUUAGACCCGACGGCGGCGACGAAAAUUCAGAAACUCAAAUGGAAAAGUCGUCGACAACGGUUGAUACAGUGGCAAAAUCAAGCAUGUGAUUUAGUGCCGCGUAUUUCUCAAAAACUUUCUUGUUUAUAAUUCUGUAAAUUUUGUGAAUUCUAUAUUUUGCAUCAUUGGUGUCAAUAACCAUUUCGUCCAUGCAAAAUAUUCUAAUGUUUUUUUUCUACGUCAGUACAUCUUACUCUGGCUUUGGCUUUGUGACAUGACAGUUUCUUUAUACGUUUUUUUAUCAGGAAAACAACUGGCCAACUUUAUAUGUUUAAAGUGUCUUGAAUUAAGUUAUUUUAUUUGCUUUUCCUUGCAUUAAGCUUCUGGGUUAUUGUUUAAGAACUAAGAAAAGGAAUCAGCUGUUGUGCCCUGACGUUGUUGCUAUUUGAAUUAACCGAAUAAAGUUAUUUGCUCUCGUUAAAA
This is a messenger RNA of Ciona intestinalis (vase tunicate), 1511 nucleotides long. The record is from RefSeq and is a predicted model, not a curated record. Lineage: Eukaryota; Metazoa; Chordata; Ascidiacea; Phlebobranchia; Cionidae.